This is a messenger RNA of Linum trigynum, 2973 nucleotides long. The record is from the annotation of a GenBank genome assembly. Lineage: Eukaryota; Viridiplantae; Streptophyta; Magnoliopsida; Malpighiales; Linaceae.
AUGAAGAGUGGCUUCGAAGUUUUCGAGUUUGGCGAAGAGGACGAACUGGCGGAACGCGCGGAUGCCAAAUUCCUGAGCAAGUUCAAAAACCCUAACCCACCCGAGAAUUCAACCUGCGAGUUCGUCGAAUGCGGUACCACUGAACAUGAUCAUCAGGUCGACAACCACAGUACAGCUGCUUCACAGAUGGUUGGGAAGGAUUUAGAUGCCAAAGAAAGAAAGUCUUGUCAAAAUGCUGCUGCUCUAAAUCCCCUGAUUACUGGUCAUUACUUUCAUUCAAAGAUUGAUUUUUGUCAAACUGCAAAUUCUUAUAUUGAGCAGGAGAGAAUUCCAUGUCAUAAGAGUGAGGCUAAGAGUAUUGAACCUGUUGCCGAUGACUUCGCUGAAAGUGAUCCAUCAAGGGUGUCUCCUGCGAUUGCAAGAGAUUCUGCUGUUUUAAAUGACGUUCCUUCAACAAAUUGUUUUGACAGCCUGCAAACGGAUGAAGCAGAAAUAUGUAUUCCAGUUGACUAUGUUGUCUAUCAGAAGAAGUGCUCAGCGGGAUGCACAGUGUCCUUCUCUCACGACAGUAUAAAAAUCAGCGGUCUAACUACACCUGAAGAAGACCAAGAAAUCCAUAGCCUUGAAAAGGGCAUUGAUGAUAUUGUCCUUAUCCAAUCUGAACGGCUUGAAAGGUUUGAAAGUGUCUCUGUUAAGCUCCAUGUACUGUCAAAGGAUGCAGGACAAGUUCAUGGAACCUCAGGUGUAGAGGAACUGGAAUUUGUAGUUUGUGACCCAGAUUGGUUCGGAAGGUGGCAACAGAUCACAUCUUUGAAUGAGAAAUACAUGAGUCUUUGGAGAGCCGUUCAUGAUACUGAAGAUGGAAGCGUCGACCCACUUCAAAGAAAGCCACACUUCCCAAACUUUGAGAGGGCUUUUGAAGAUGUAAUCUAUCCAGAAGGGGAUAGUGAUGCAGUUUCUAUUAACAAGAGAGAUGUUGCUCUUCUGGAGCCAGAGACGUUCAUUAAUGAUACAAUUAUCGACUUUUACAUCCAGUACUUGAAGAACCAAAUUCCUACGGAAGAAAAGCAUAAAUUCCAUUUUUUCAAUAGUUUUUUCUUCCGGAAGCUUGCUGAUCUUGACAAAGAUCCCUCUAGUGCUCUCGAUGGUCGAGCUGCCUUCUUGCGAGUUCUUAAGUGGACAAGGAAGGUUGAUCUCUUUGGCAAAGACUACGUUUUCAUUCCUGUUAAUUUUGGUCUUCACUGGAGUUUGCUUGUAAUAUGCCAUCCUGGUGAAGUGGCGAGCUUCAAAGAGGAAGACGUGGAGAAGUCCCUCAGAGUACCAUGUAUUUUGCAUAUGGAUUCCAUCAAAGGGACUCAUGCUGGUCUAAAAAAUCUUGUUCAAAGUUAUUUGUGGGAAGAGUUUAAACAGAGACAUAAAGAUGCAUCAGAAGAUGUAUCUUCCAAGUUUAUGAAUUUGCGGUUUGUCCCUCUCGAGCUGCCUCAGCAGGAAAAUUCAUUUGAUUGUGGACUUUUCCUGCUUCACUACUUGGAAUUGUUUCUAUCGGAAGCUCCUGUGAAUUUCAACCUCUUCAGCAUAAACAAGUUCUCCAAAUUCCUGAGUGGAGACUGGUUUCACCCUGCUGAAGCAUCGCUUAAACGCACUCUAAUUCAGAAACUGAUUGCUGAGCUCUUGGAAAAUCGUGACAAGGAAGGUAUUUCUUCGGGUGGCGUUGGUGGUAAAGCACAAACUAUUUUUCCAGACGACGGGAAAGAAUUGGGAGUUGAGUUUGUGGCAAGGAAUUUCACUCCUACAGUAGGUGGUCAUGGGAAUUCAUCAAGUUUUCAUGGUGGCCAGGGGAUUGAGAUGACCGUUUUAGAAACAUCGUCUUCUGUGAGGAACUCUGAAUGUAUUGUUGGUGAUCCGAAUUUGGUGCUGAGGGAACUUUUUCAACCUCGAGUUGCAGACGCAGGAUCAUUACAUGCUCAGUGUUCAUCCUUUGAACCGUCAUCAUCUUAUUACCAUCUCAAUGAGGAUGUGGAACCUAUGGAGGUUGAUCCAGAUAAUGAGUUUAUGGAUUUCCCAUCCGGGGAAGAAGCUGUUUUCUCAAACUCUUUCUCAUACCAAGGAUUUACUGUUGGUGAUUCCUCCCGGAAACCCAGAAUUACCAUGAGGGAAGAUGCAGAAGAUUCAUCGCCAGCUGAAACCUUACAUUCGGACUCUGAAUCUGAUGAUUCUUCUUCAGAUGUUGGGAUCAUUGAAAAUUCCCCCCUGACCACCAAUGGCUAUGAGGCAUGCAAGGAGGAGAACAUCGAUCCGCAAACAUCUUCUGCUUCUACUCGUUCGUUGGAUGAUGAUAACAACAAUGAGUGUCUGACAGAUAGCCAUGCUGAUUCAUUGUCUGCUGACAUCAUGUUGGAAACUUGUGCCACGAACUGUACAACAACCAAUAUGGCUUGUGAUUCCAAGGAGAAUCAUGGAGAGAACAGGAGCAUAAGUAUGACAACACAACUGCAACACGAGCAAAAUGCCACUAGCAGGGAGUUGUUCGAUCAGAAGGAAGAGGCUGUUGGUGAUGGUGUAACCUCAGCACUCCACGACAGUGAUGCACACUUAGAAUCAGCAUCAAAUGGUAAUCUGCUCGAAAUCAACAUUCCAGAAAUGAAGGCAGCAGAGGAAGAGCCUGGAAUUGCGGAUGAGAAAGCCGCAAAGGGGAAUUUAGAGUUGGGCUCAAAUGGCAAUUUGCCAGAAACUGAGGUUGCACAAUUUGAGGCAGUCGAGGAAGAAGAUCGCGGAAUAGUGGAUGAGAAAGCCGCAGAAGGGAAUUCAGCAUCACACUUGAAAAGGAAUAUUGCAGAAAUAGUGGGAGCUGCUGAGGCAGAAGCAGGAUUAUCAGAGGAGAAUCCUUCGAAAAGGCUUCGGCUGUUGGAAGAUGAGGCUCUCGACGGGACACCUCGAGAAGAAAGGUCUCCGGAGGCGGUGAUUGAUUUAUAG